Molecule: messenger RNA, 10025 nt
Organism: Chinchilla lanigera (long-tailed chinchilla)
Lineage: Eukaryota; Metazoa; Chordata; Mammalia; Rodentia; Chinchillidae
Gene: Sohlh2
Product: spermatogenesis and oogenesis specific basic helix-loop-helix 2
Exons: 13
Coding region: 1-1434 (477 amino acids)
Biological process (GO): regulation of DNA-templated transcription; spermatogenesis
Cellular component (GO): nucleus
Molecular function (GO): RNA polymerase II cis-regulatory region sequence-specific DNA binding; protein dimerization activity; DNA-binding transcription factor activity, RNA polymerase II-specific
Source: RefSeq, a predicted model, not a curated record
AUGGCUCUCGGCGACGUUGCGGAUGAGCCCAGCCUCGGCAACUUAGCUAGCAGGAGUAGACCCGUUUGCCAAGCUCUGUGGCUCAAAUGGUGCAGAGAACAGUUCCAUUCAGAGCUGCGUUCAUUGCCCAGCGGGGACACAUUUCCUCCUCAAGUUGCACCCUGUCUUCUCUCUCCCUGUCAGGCAAAAAUAGAUCUUUUAUUAGUUGGCGAUGUCACUGUUUGCUGCCUGGCUGAUGAUAUACAGAAAUUCUUUCCAAAUUCAGCAGAAGUUACCGUCACCAUUAGUGAUAUGAAGAAGGCAGUUGCCCUUUUGGAUGACUGCACAUUUGACAUGGUUUUCUUGAAGACAGCUCCAUUCCUCACUGCUGAAGAGCUAGAAGCUGUCAAGUCAAUUAGAUUUGGCCAAAAGAAAAAUACAGAAUUGCUGUUUAUUUUUAUAAUCCCUGAAAAAUUUAAAGGUUGUGUUUCAGGGCAUGGAGUUGAUGUUACUUUAAGCGAACCACUGACAAGAGAAAAACUGAGUAUUGUGGUAAAAUACUGGAAAAUGUGUUUCUCAAAAACUGGUAAGAAAGAAAAUGCUGCAAAGCCUAAAGAACAAGGAUCGCCCGUACUGAAUUCCUGUAGUGAACACCUAGGAUAUUUUUCUGCUGAUCUAUUCACUUGCUCUGAAUCUCUAAGAAAUGACGUUGGUUUUGAAUUUAAAAUUCCAUCAUCAGAACUUGAGAAAAACAAACAGAUUUCUGUCCUUCAUUCAAGCAAAGAAAAGCUGAGAAGAGAACGAAUCAAGUAUUGCUGUGAGCAGCUGCGCAUUCUCUUGCCGUAUAGCAAGGGGAGAAAGAAUGACUCGGCUUCCAUUCUUGAGGCAACAGUUGAUUAUGUGAAGUAUGUCCGGGAGAAAAUCCCUCCAGCUGUCAUGAGCCAGAUUACAGAAGCUCUUCAGAGUAAUAGGAGGUUUUGUAAGAAACAAACGCCUAUCCAGCUAUCGCUCCCAUGCACAGUUAAGGCGGAAAGGGAGAACAGCGUGCUGGCAGGCACUUACUCACCUGUGAGAGGGCUCCAGUUCCUGGCCAAUAAGUGCUUGAAUGUGUUCUCCCUUCCUGCCGCAGGGAGCCCCGUGGAUGAAGCUGUGAGAGGUCAGUCAAGUUCCACUUCAGAGAGCGCUAUUGGUGAUCUGUAUAAAACUCGAAUUCCCAGUUCAGCCCUCUCUCUCAACUCCUUCCAUGCUGUCAGAUAUUACUCUAAAGUUGUCCCUUCCUAUGAUGAAGCUACUGUAACAAAUCAGAACAUUCCAGUUCAUUUACCAUCAGCUGUACCUAAAGUGUCAAAGUUUCUUCCCCAGCACAGCAGCUUGGUGCUGAACCAGACAUGCACAGCACAUCCCAACUGUCUGGUCUGUUCUCAAGGCAGUUGGAGGAAACAAGAGAACAAGUGAUACAGUGCAAGUACAGGGGUGAUGUGUUACCUGCUCUGGAGUGACACAAUUGAAGAGAAGUGAAGAAGAGAAGUAUUCCUUCAAGACUGGCACCAUCUAACAAUGACACAUCAUAAUCAGCAUUUUGACUUUCCACUUGAAUUCCUACAAGGCCAUUUUCUUCCUUUAUAAGUAGCUUUAGAUUGAUUCCUAAAAGAGGUCAAAUCUAAAUUGGCCUUUGAAGAAUGGAGGUAUCGUUGUCUAAUUUCUAAUGAGAUUAUCCUGUGAGACAUAUUAAAGGCCACAGGAAAUAUUGGAGCAAAAGGGGCCUUGAAAGAAACACAACAUGAAAUUGCAGAGAGAAUUUUAGGCAGGUUGAGCUGGAGCAAGUGUUUGGAGCGUGUGGGAAUGGAAUGAGUGGUGAAUAGCACUCAGGUCUCCUGAAAUGCCUGGGCAACAGAGAUCAGUGGGCUAGGAGACCUGACAUAAAUUGCGAUUGUGUGCGGGCUACCUGUGCUUUCUCUUUUCAAUACUAUUUGUUUUCUAGAAGUACCUCACAUAUAAUCUUGUCUGCAAAGCCUUUUAUAAUUCACCACCUUGACUUAAACGUUCUUCCAUCUGUGUCCCUUGUAUUCUCUACAUUUAUAAAUCAUAGUGUCUGUAAUUGUCAGCACACUUAACUAUCUGUUUGUCUCCUUGAGAGCAGGGACCAUGUCUUUGGCCUUUGUGUGUGUCUUUGGCCCUCAUCAGUUAGCCCAGCUGCUGUUAUUUGGAUAAAAUUUUGUUAAUGGACCUACUGAUAAAAGCCUAUUCUCUGUAGAUAACUAGCAUUCCUUGAAUUUAUUUUUAAUUUUAAUUGUUUUCAGACAGAGUCAGACUGUUUCCCAGUCUGACACAGAAAUCUUAACAUUUCCUGUCUCAUUCUCCUGACUAGCUGUGAUCAUUAGCAUUUGUUACCGUGCCCAGCCGAGGUUUAUAUUUUAAAAUCUGUGCAUCUAGUAUCUAUUAAGAGGUAGUAACUUGUUGCCCGGAUACGGCACUUGGGUCACAGAACCUUGUGAUUAUGUGGGAGUGUGGGUAGUGAUUCAAAAUGUGAUACGAUCCUAAGAGAAAACUCUAGAGCACAGUCUGAGGCAACAGGGGGAGUGACCAAUGAGUCAGAUGUCUUGGAAUAGUUCAAGCCUUGUUGGGAUUUAUAAGAAAAAUAUUUUUCUAGUAACAGAAAAUUUUCCUCCAAAAUCCAUGUACUUAGAUUAUUCUGCAAACUUAAAACUCAAAUAACUCCAAGUUGUUUUUAAAAAUUUAGAAAACCAAGUAAGUCUGAUGUUUUUCAUAUUUUGAUUCCCUUUUUAAAUUAAAAUUCUUUUGCAUUUCUCAUAUUCCCUUUAUAAUGUUUGUCUUGGGCUUUUAAAACAUGUUCAUUUGGAUAUAGAUGAUUUAACACAGCUGGAUAAAUCAGCAACUGUAUCUUCUUUGAGAUAAGAAUAAACCAUUCAAGUUGAUUUUUAUCAACUUGAUAAGCAUUUACUGAGAACUUGAAUCUAGUACUAUUUUGAGGAAGGAUAAAUACAAUGAGGUUAAAAACAAACUAACAAACUCCAGAAUAAUUACAUCUUUUAAAGAACACACUGUAGUUCUGCUGGAGAAUUAAGGCAAAAACUCAGAAAGCAGCAAAUAAGAUGAAAUAAAACAUGGCAUUAUACGUUACUGAAUAUUAAUGCUGUAGGAAUAAGGAGGAAGCAGUCAGUGCAAAAAUUUUAUGAGUUAAGACAGUAUUAUAGGCUUUAGAGUCAAAUGAAUCUUGUUAUGAAUAUUAUUUCUGUUAUCACUAAGUAAACAUAACCGAGGGCAAGGUGACUUAAACUGUAAACUUUAGUUUAUUUGUAAAACUGGACUGCUUACUUCUUAUUUUCAAGUUACUAGAAAUAAAAAACAGAAAUACAGAUUCACACUUAUAAACCACAAAUGUUUGAUACCUAGAGGAGCUCAAUAAGGAAACCUACUUUGGUAAUUAAUAAAGUCAAACUUUAUUAAUUAAUAAAUUAAUUCAACUACACUCACUGGAAACAAUAAUAAUAGUAAAUAAUAGUGGACCCUCAUUUUGUUAAACAUUUUGUUAAAUACAUUUCAUUUUGCAUAUAUUUUUUCUAUGUGAUGCUUACAAAAAUUAUAUGAGAAGUAUUGUCACUUACAUUUAACAAAAAAUAAACUAAGAUUCAUAGAAGUUGCUUAAAUUUUCCAAAAUUUUACAACUAGUGCAACAAUCUGGGAUUUGCAUGGGUCCUAUGUGUGACACACACUACACAGGUUUAAUUCAUAUCAGCGUCAGAGUUUGUUAUCUGAAAUUUGAAUGGGACGGCUGGUAUGUGCAUACUUAGCUAACCUUUGGACUCUUACUUCACUUUUCAGUUUGAAUAUUAUUUCACUGAACAAAGAGCUUGUCCCACAGAAUCAGCUUUGUAAUAGACGCCAACAUGUUCUUGGACUAGAUUUGGAGUCUGAGGCAUAUCUUGGCAGACUGUGGCUGUUACUGAUCUCAGCUCACUGUUAGGACUCUAAAGAUAAAAUCAGGCCAAACUAUGUAAAGACGUCCUCUGGAGAGCUCUCCAUAAUCAAUGUAACUGCCAGAGAGAACACACGUCCAGUUGACCACUCAUGGGAAACUGUGGAUGUAUGGGAGAUAUCUGAUACCAAAGGUGAGAAAAACAGAAAAGGAAGAAGAUACACCAAUACCUAUCUUCCUACCAACAUAGAGAAAGACAAGAGCCCUAUCUAGAAGGUCGCUAGGGUUAGAAAAAAAUCAAGUCAAUCUUACUCAAAGCUACUGUAAAAAAAGAGGAUAAAAGUACAAACCUAAAGUAAUGAGUAUUCUUCCUCCAGAAUCAACAAUGAAAGUGAAAUGAGACCCAAAACAGUAGAAAGGGUCAGCAGAAAAUUACUAAGUAACUGUCAGGCACACAGAAAGAUCCAGUGCAUAUGUAAUGGAGUUUCUGAGGACAGCAUGACAAAAUAAUGGAAUGGAAUUAAUAUUUUUGACUAAAUAUAAGAAUCUUUCUGCAAAUAAGAGAACGUUUAAGUUUAUUUACUUAAAGGAAUGACCAGGUACCCCGAAUUUGACCUGAAAAGAUCAACUGUGAUACACAUCUAAGUAAAAUAAAGAAAAGUCCUCAGGGCCUACAGGUAAAAAGGUCACAUUAGCUAUAAAAGUAAGAGAAUCAGGCUGGCACUGCAUUUCUCAAGAGUAGCCACAAAGGAAGGCAAUAUUGGAACAAGGUUUUUUAAAGAAAUUCAUGGAAAUAAAAGACAAGGCAAAGAUUUUUUAAAAUACUGCUAAGAUGUUUUUCAGGUAUUAUUUUUUAAAAGUCAGCUUUGAAUCUCCAGCACCUCAAAUAAAACAUACUUUUGGGAAAAUCUGCUAAGGGUGAGCUUAUCCAACCAAAAUAUAGCUUUGGUACAAGAUAAUGGGAAUUUAAUAUACUUAAAUAUAGAGCUAAUAUUAAUACAAAGAUAAUGAUGGUGAAAAAAAUAAUGUAUAAAGGUAAUAGGGUUUGAUGAAAUGAUGCAAUUAAAAUGAAAGGAGAAAUAAAGAGAAAAAACAUUCUUUCAUAUAAAUUGACAAAAUGAUAAGAUUAAAUUAGAAAAAAAGAUUCAUAGAACUAUGACAAAUUACAGAGCUCCUACUAGAAUAAAAAUAAAAAUCUUCCUAAACAUCAGAAUAACUGUUUUGAAAAUAAAAUAAGAUACCAAAUAAAGAAAAAAGCAAAGUAAGUAUAAUACACACAAAACUAUAUGGUGAACCCAAGAACAAACAAAUCAGACGUAUAAAUUCGAGUUGGUUUAACUCACCUUUCAAAAGAAAAUGAUUUUCAGUGUCGCAGAGUCAUUGUAGUCUCAUGUUUGUUUCAGUAUUGUUCACAAUAGCCAGGAUAUGGAAUCAAUCUAACUGUUCUUCAAGGGACAGGUGGGUAAAGAAAAUGUGAGCUAUCAAUAUAGAUACAUGAUUUAAUUCUGUACAGCCAUGAAAAAGAAUGAAGUCCUUGUCAGUAUCAUGGCUGAACCUAGAGGACAUUAUGUUAACUAAAAUUAGGUCGGUGCAGAAAGACAAAUACUCUAUGAUUUCAUAUGUGGAACCUACAGGAGCUGAUCUCGUAGAAGUGGAGAGUGGAAUAUUACAGACAGGUGAGGGGAGGACAGGAGUAAGGGGAGGACAAGAAGGGACUUGCCAAUGGGUACAAAGUUGCAAUUAGCUAGGAGAAAUAAGUUUUGGUGUUCUACUGCACAAUAGGAUGGCUAGGGUUGACAAUAUUCCAUGGAAUAUUUUUAAAAGACCGCUUGGAAUGUUUUCACCCCAAAAAGUGGUUAAUAUAUGAAGUUAUGAAUACCUAACUUGGUGAUGAUAUAAGGUAUACACGACUGAACCAUCACAUUCUGCCUCACAAAUAUGUACAAUGAUUGUGGGUCAAUUAAAAAACAAGAAAAUUAUUUUCAACCUGGCUCUUUAGACAAAACCCAGCUCUGUUCUAUAUACAAGGAACAUCCCUAAGCCAUCUCGGCUACAAAUUGAGUUGGCAGACUGUGGGAUCUUUAGAAUCCACUCAUCAUUCUGGUUUCCUGCAGAUCAGCUCAGUCUGAAUUGUGCUUUGAAUCCAGGUCUUCAUAUAUGUUGAAUAAUGUGAAAUAACCUAGCAUUUAUUGCUGCUUCUGCCAGGAAUAUUUAAGGUGCUUUUUUUCCCCCAUAGGAUCCUUGUUACAGAGACCCUUAGGGGAAAAUUUGGCCUGGCUUUCAUAUUAAGAAAAAUUUUAUAUCUUUUGAGUAAUUUGUUAGUUUUUAUCCUAAAAACAGCAGGAAUCUUGAAAAGGAAGUUCUUCUAGCUUGUAUAUAAAGUUGCAAGAGAGCAUCAUUUCCAUCCUAACGAUGAGAAAAGAUAAGCAAAAAAAAAAAAAAAAAAAGAAAAGUAAAAAAACCAGAAAACUGAAGAUACAAGGAGACCUCAAUGAACUCAUUCCAAAAAGUGAUGAUUCUUUCCCAAGAGUCAAGAUCUAUGGAUGUUUUCAUCCUUGUAGAGUGGUGGGAAAAGAACAAAUAUUCUGUAGAUGAAGGGAGGAGAAAUCAGCUAGCUGAAUUUUAUUUAACUAUAAACAUUUGUUUAUUGUGGUAUAAUUGAUAUAAAUUCUACAUUUUCAAAUAAUACAAUUUUACAAACUUAAAAGAUACAUGUACCUAUGAAACUGUCAUCACAAGCAAGAUAAUGAACAUUGAUCACCCAUAGAAGUUCUCUAUGUUCUCUUUUAUGAUCCCUUCUUCUCAUUCUUCAUUGAAUCCAAGGAAACCACUGAUGUGCUUAAUAUUACUAAGGACUAGUUUGUGUUUUCUAGAGUUUAUACAAAUGGAUUUAUGUAGCAGUUACUUUUUUACCCAGCUCUUUUUUGACUCAUCAUAAUUAUUCUGAUAUUUAUCCAUGUUUUAAGGGUCAGUAUUUAAUUUCUCUUUAUUUUGGAGUACUAAUCUACUGUAUUACCUUAUGACAAUUAGCUAAGCCUGUAGAACAAUGUUGAAUAAAAGCUGUGAGAAUUAACAUUUUUGUAGUGUUCCUGGUUAUAAGGAAAAAUAUUUAACCUUUCACCAGUAACUAAUUAGGUAUACAUUUCUAUAAGAUGUCCUUUUACAUAUCAAGGAAGUUCUUAUCUAUUACUAGUACACUGAGAUAUAUACCCAGUAUGAAAGAUAGAUGAUCCUAUGGUUUUAAGUUUUCUAUUUUUCUAACACAGUUGUUAAAUCAGUCUUAUAUUCUUUGGGUAUCUCCCACCUUGAUUCAGUAAGUCAUGAGAUGUAAUCCUAAUUAUUGUGGAUUUGAUUUCUUAAAAUUUUGUUUAGGAAUUUUGCAUCUGUGUUCAUGAAUGAUUUGGCCUGUAGUUUUUAUUUUAUUUUUUUAGGUUUUGAUAUCAGAAUAAUGCUGUCCCCUAAAAUGGCCUCUAGGAAAUAUUCCCUCCUCUUUACUUUUCUGGAAGUCUGUGUAAGAGUUUAUAUUAAAUUUCUUCUUUAAUUAUUUAGCAUAAUUCAUCAAUGAAGCCAUCUAGGCGUGGAGUUUUCUUUGGAGGAAAGCUUUUCAAAGUGCAAAUUCAAUUUUUUAAUAAAUAAAUAAAGAGGAAUUUAAAUGAUUUAUUUCUUCUUGAGUGAGCUUUGGUAGUUGCAUACCAGUUAUUCAUAAUGGCCCGUUAUUAUCCCGUUAGUGCCUGUGGACUGGUAGUGAUGUCAGUUUUUACAUUCCUGAUACUAAUAAUUUGUGCUCCCCUUCUCACAUGAGUUUCUCUAGGUUUCCAUUUUUGUUGAUAUCAAAUUAGUUUUUGCCUUCACUAACUUUACUGUUUUUUGAUUUGUAUUUCACUGAGUUCCACUCUGAUUUUUUUUUCCAUUUCUUUAGCUUCUUUUGGGUUUUGAUUUUGAAACUAGCUAGAAAUACCAGUUAUUUUGUCAGUUAUUUGACGCCUUAUUAGUAACUGUAUCAAGUGUACAUAGCUUAUUGCUGAGUGAUUUAAAGGAUGUGUACAAGUUCCAAAUUUAACAUUUUGCAUUAUUAGGUCUAUUUUUACCAGCAUAUUAGUCAUACAGUUUGAACAACUGCCAAUAUUGGGAGAAAAGGAAAUAAAGAAUGAACUGAUUUCUAGGCUUUGGUAAUAUUUCUUUACAAACACAAAAGCUAUUGUAGUACCAGUUCUCUUGACAUGUUUGCUUAUAUUAGCCCUAUUCAAGCUAUGAAUUACAUUAUAUUGUACUAAUUCUGAGUAUAUUUCUUUUUUAUUUUUCCCACCUACGUGCUUUGUAUUCCUCUUUCCUGAAAUGCAUUUGCUUUCUAGGCACUUUCAACUAUAUAAUAAUGUAGGCUUGAUGGUAUGGUAGAAAGAGUUCAAAAUUUUGAGAUAUAUUUAUGUCCCAGUCCAUACUCUGCCACAUUAUGAGACUUUGGAAAGUUAUUUUUCCUCUCAACAUAAUUUUCUUAAUACACAAGGUGGAGCUAAAACUAGUAUGUUAAAAUUGUCAUGAGGAUUAAGUGGAAAAUAUAUAUAAAGUGGCUGCCAUAUGUUAAACCCUCAGUAAAUCUUAAUUCUGUUUCACUUUAUUAUAAUCUUGUGGCCAGCUCCUUGGCAGUCAGUUACAAGAAAGCCUUGACCUGCUUCCUGGCAGCACGUGGCCUAGGAGUUCAUGCUCGGUCUUUCUUACUUCCGACUUCAAGCUUGUUUGACUCUGGGAAUUGAUCACCAGACAGAAUCUACACUGCCACGUGUAACCCAGACGUAAGGAAAGUUAAAACCCUGGAUGUCCCUGAUAAAUAGGGAAUGGAAACUAAUGGGUAAAUGCUUCUGAGGGUGAUUCAUAAGCCUUCUCCAGUGGUUCAAAAGGACCCUGCCCCACCAAUUGUAUUGACCAUAUUGAUGCAAUAUUCUUGUACUAGAUUUCCAGAUUUCUCCUCCUUCUCUCCUGCUUCCUGGGAUCACUGUCCAGAGACCACUCUGCCUUGGAGGAACUCAGGCUAAUGAAAUACCUAUUACGUAUAGUAUCUGCGCUAAAUGUCAUGGAAACAAAGUUGAGGAAGAUAGAUAACUAUCCAAGAAAACUUCACAGUGUAAUACAGUACAUUAUGUUACUCUAUUCCUGAAUACAUUUAAAGAUAUAAACGUGUAAUGUUAGCUCAGUGUGUUUAUACAGUUUACAUUUACUGAAUAAUUAUCAGUUAACUAAUUCAAAGCAUAAAUGUUACUUUACUAAAUAUGUAACAGUUAAACUAAUGGUUUGCUUUUCUGCCUAACACAUUUUUUGUGAGAUUGAUGUAAGUAAAUAUAAGCUGCCAUAGUUCAUUUAUUUUUACUGCAAUAUACAGUUUGCCAUUAUAAAAAUGUGUCACAUGUAACAUCCAUUUUUCUGUUAUGUACACUUGGAUUGUUUAUACUUUAUGUUUUUUUUUUGUUAUAAAUAGUGUUCCUAGAAACAUUCUUGUACUUACCUUUUGGAGCAUACAAGCAAAAGUUUUCCUAUAGUUAAUACUUAGAAGUAGGUGUGCUGAUACAUAGAAUAUGUUUAUUUUCAGUUUUACUACAUAAUAUCAAAUAAUUUUACAAAGUGGUUAUAAAACUGCAUAAUUCUAGCAUUUUGUAAGAUUUCUGGCUUCUUCGCAACCUCAUCUUACUUUAUAUUGUCAGGUUUAUUCACUGCCAAUAUUGUGAUCUGUGAGAAAUGGUAUCUUGUGAUUUUUAUUCAAGUUUCUCCAUUAAGGAGAUUGAAUCUUGGUUCAUGUUUAUUGAUAAUGUUCACUCUUUUGUGAAAUACCUGUUCUAGUCUCUAUGCCUCUUUUCAUACUGAGCUGUGGCUUUAAUUUUCGGUUUAUAAAUGAGACAUCAUCCUUGUCAAUUAUAUGGGCUGUGAAUUGUGUUGAUUUAUAGUUUAUAGGUUAUCUUUUUACUUUAUAAUCUUUCAAUAGAUAACAAUGUGGUAUAUGGUAAUAUCCAUUAGUCUUUGCAUUUUCUGUGCCAUUUUAAUACUCUUGAUGUCAAAAAUGCAUUCAUCUACAAAUUUAUUUGUGUAGUAUUUUGUUCACAUUAAAUUCUUUCAUCUAGAA